CACGUGGAGCGCGGAGGACAGCGUGCGAGGAGAGCGACGAGCGUAGAUCUUUGAACCGGGCCGGGACAGUGAGAUUGGCUUUGGGGGACAGUGCAUUGAGGUGUUAGGUAUGUGAUGGCUAAGGCGGAACAUUGGCUGGACGUGAUGUGUGACUGAUGAGGUGCGAGGGUCGAGGACAGACAUAGUGACUGUCGCUAAACGUGGAGACCAAGACGGACACCGAACCAAGUCAACUAGCCCCAGCCGGAGCUCCGGAGUCGACAUGACAAGACGGAAACAGGCGCAGCCGCGCGCCUUCAAGCCGGAGGAGGACACGGCGUCACCGUCUGCCGACGUGGCCCGCACUCCGGAUGGGGACCGCCCGGAGUCCGGACUGGACCUGCCCGCACUCCCGGAGACCGGUGUGAACGCAGUCAGCUGCCGGUGGUGCUGUCAGCAGUUGGUAUCUGCCGACGAGGUCUCCCAACAUCUGACCUCAGAAUGUCCCGGGCCAGGAUCAGACGGUAAGUCGGCGCUCAGCGAAUAUUCACUGUCAUAUGGAGACAUGGCGGGCUGGGCGGCCGGUACCUCGGAGCAGUACGCCUGGGCGGCCGGUACCUCCCGGCACUAG
Amphibalanus amphitrite is the source of this 610-nucleotide messenger RNA. RefSeq lists its product as uncharacterized. NCBI's taxonomy places the organism in Eukaryota, Metazoa, Arthropoda, Thecostraca, Balanomorpha, Balanidae. The record is from RefSeq and is a predicted model, not a curated record. The transcript has 4 exons. Bases 263 to 610 code for a protein of 115 amino acids.